AUGAAGAGGGGGGUCCAACAGGGUGAUACAAUUCCACCCAAAAUAUUCACAGCCAUUCUCGAGAACGCAAUGCGAAGGUUGGAAUGGGACGACAUGGGAAUGAAGGUUGAUGGUCGGCAGCUACACCAUUUGCGCUUUGCUGAUGACAUCGUACUGAUAACAACUAGCAUCAGCCAAGCGGAACGAAUGCUGACCGAAUUCGAAAAAAACGAAACAUGUAGAUGCAUCGGUCUUCAGCUGGAUCUACAAAAGACGAUGUUCAUGCAGAACGGAUGGGUCUGGAAUGCCCCAUUCACGCUCACCGGAACGAACAUAUCCGAAUGCACCAGCUACGUUUAUCUGGGUCGGGAACUGAACAUGAUGAACGAGGAGGAGCUGGGCAGGAGGAGACGAGCGGUUUGGGGAGCGUACAAGAGCAUCGAGGAUGUAGUGAAGAAAACCAGGAACACCCGGCUCCGUGCUCACCUCUUCAACACCACCGUACUUCCUGCUUUGACCUAUGCUUCGGAAACCUGGGCAUUUCGCAAGCAGGAAGAAAACGCGGUGAGCGUCAUUGAACGCGCAAUUGAGAGAGUGAUGCUAGGAGUAUCCCGUUCACGCAAGUGA
This is a messenger RNA of Necator americanus (New World hookworm), 606 nucleotides long. RefSeq lists its product as uncharacterized. The transcript has a single exon. The record is from RefSeq and is a predicted model, not a curated record. NCBI's taxonomy places the organism in Eukaryota, Metazoa, Nematoda, Chromadorea, Rhabditida, Ancylostomatidae. The coding region runs from base 1 to 606 and encodes 201 amino acids.